Molecule: messenger RNA, 2181 nt
Organism: Leptopilina boulardi
Lineage: Eukaryota; Metazoa; Arthropoda; Insecta; Hymenoptera; Figitidae
Product: odorant receptor Or1-like
Exons: 5
Coding region: 331-1485 (384 amino acids)
Biological process (GO): detection of chemical stimulus involved in sensory perception of smell; sensory perception of smell
Cellular component (GO): plasma membrane
Molecular function (GO): olfactory receptor activity; odorant binding
Source: RefSeq, a predicted model, not a curated record
CAUAUAGAAGAGAACACGAACAUAGUCUAACUAUAAAUAUUAACCUAAUUUUGCAAAAUCUAACUUAAAUUGCAUUUUCGCAUAUAUGUGAUUUUUUCCUUUAAAUUUUCCAAAUUGUUAAUUCUUAUGAAUAAAAUUAUAGAUUUUUCAAAUUAAAUAAUUAUUUUUUUAUUGUAUUAUAAUUUAAAAACCAGAAAACCAACAAAUAUAUCAUUAUUGUAAAUUUUAACAAUCUGAAUUUUUUGAAAAUAUUGUAUAUUCUUUUUGAAAAAUUAUUACAAAUUAAAAACUAUUUAUUAAGAAACAGUUAAAAAUAAAUUUGUUUUUAAAAUGCAUGUUAGGAGUAUAAAAAUAGCUGAAUACUCUUUUAGAGUGUUAUCAAUUAUUGGAGUCUGGAAGCCGAUAUCUUUCACAUCUGUUUGGCAAAUACGUCUUUAUAAUAUAUAUAGUGCUAUUGUAUUCUCAUUUAAAUACUUCUUUACAUUUACAUUUUUGAUUAAUCUUUAUCAAAAUAGACAUAACCCUGAAGUGUAUAUAGAAAAUUUUUUUUUCUUUACAAGUUGUUUUUUAGUAGCGUUUAAAGUAACUUAUUUCAAGAUUUAUCGAGAAAAUAUAGUUUCCUUAACAAAUAUGCUUUUACAAAACAAAUGCCUAUCUCGUAAUGAUAAAGAAGCUGCAAUUUACAACAAGUGUAAAGAGAAACAGCGAUUACAUGAACGUCUUUUUGUGACUUGUAUUUUCUUCACAUCCACAAUAUAUGUAUUAUGGUCAUUGAUAAAUAUAACACUACCAGUUAAAAGUUGGGUUCCUUAUGCUAUUAACUCGAAGACAAUAUUUUGGAUAACAUAUUUAUAUCAGUGUUGUGGUGUUUAUCUUGAGGUAUUAUUGUACACUGCAACAGAAUUGCUUUUAACAAUAUUGAUGCAACAUAUUUGCACUCAACUUGAAAUUUUUAUCAUUCGACUAUUCGAAAUUACAAAUUUAAGGAUAACCGAAUAUGUGAAAAUUGAUGUUUUACAAGAAGAGUGUAACAUUGUAAAGGAUUGUGUAGAUCAUCAUGUGUUUAUUUUCUCAAUGGAAAAACAAUUAAAUGAUAUUUUUGGUUUAUUGAUUUCUCUUCAGUUCUUUGUUUCUGUAUUAAAUUUAUGUACUACUGGAUUUUAUAUAACGAAAGUUAAUGCAAGUGGUGCAUAUUUUUGGUUUUCAAUUAUGAUAAUGGGUUGUUUUAUUUUUCAAAUAUUUACACACUGUUAUUUAGGAGAGGAAAUAACAAGAAAGAGUUUGUCUGUUGCUGAUGAAAUAUACCAAAUGGAUUGUAACGUAUUAAGUCUAGAAACAAAACAAAAAUUGAUAAUGAUAAUGAUGAGAGCCAGACGUCCCAUACAACUUACUGGUUUUUCAGUUGUUGUGUUGUCUAUAGAAACAUUUUUUAAGGUUUUAAAGGCAUCUUAUUCAUCCUAUAACUUAUUGAGGAAUACAAAUUGAAAAAUGUGACUUCACAAAAUCCUAUAUGCAAACUGUGAUUUACCGUUAUUGAGUAUCUGAAAUGAUUUACUCCAUCAAAUGAAAAAAUUAUGGGCCGCAUGAUCAUUGCUUAAUUGACAUGUAACCGAAAUGUAAUUUAACCGAAAUGCAUACGACAUGCAUGUCAUUUAACCAAAAUUAUACGUAACAAAACUCUCAGUUGACCUACACGACAAAUAACAGAACUGACAUUUGAUGUACACGACAAGUUACAAAACUAACAUUUGAUCUACACAACAUGUAACAAAACUGUCAUUUGAUAUACCUACAAAUUUAAGCGCGAAUUUCAAAAUUGACAAAUCACAAUUUUAAUAAUAAUUUUUAAUUGGUCAAUUUUGAAAUUCGCACUAAAAUAUGUAAGUCAAAUGACAGUUUUGUUACAUGGCAUUUCAGUCAAAUCACAUUUUGGUUACAUGUCAUAAUUGGGCAAUAAUCAUGCGCCCCAAAAUUAUCGAUUAUUUUUAUGGAGUGACUAUCGAUAAUCACUAUUAAAAAAAACAAUAAUUUUUUAAGAGUGACUAUACUGAAAACAAUGGAAUUUUGUUGUCUUACAAAAUUUUUAAACUAAUUAUCCGGGAUCGAUUGUUAUACUCAUUUUAAGGCAAUUAUUCUAGAACACUGAGAAAAAUAGAUGGUAAGAUUUUGAUGGUUAAAAGU